UUUUUUUCGAAAGUAAAAAACGGUCAUCGUAUACUAAGAAUCUACUAGUAUAAAGUUAAGCCCUAGCCACCAUCCUUUUUGUGUCCAACCAUAUUUCCAAUGACCACACCACAAAAGUAGUAAAAGUAUGAACAACAAACAUAACUACUUGAAAACCCUUAUAACCAAAGUUGAAACAACCUCAUUAACAUUUCCCUUUUGUGCUCUUUCUCUCUCUACUCUCUCUCUCUAAAGAUCAAGAAAACACUCACUUAGACCAAAAAUGGAAGACCAAUGCAGCCCUCUUAGCUGGGCUUACUACUAUCAAGAAGAGGGAGUGGAGGAAUUGAAGCAAUCACUCUUCUACUCAACCCUAGAGCUAGAAUCAGCUGUACUCGCAGCCCAUGAGGAAAUUUCAAGAAAAGAUGAUGAAAUACUACAACUCAAUAAUUUAAUAGCAAAGAUCAUCAAAGAGAGAGAUGAAUUUGAAGCCAAAUGCCAAAAUCUUGUGGUUGAAAAACAGUUGCUUUCCCAACAAGUACAAAUCCACAACUUAGAAUAUUGUUGUCCUAAUAAUUAUUCAAGUGGCUCAAUUACUAGCAAUAAUGACAACAUUGCCCUUUCUCCCUCCGAUUGCGACGACACUCUCCCGCCCACGGCGCCGCGGAUGAUUCUUGACGUGGCGGACGGAAUCACGCUCAAGAGGCCGUUGCCGGAGAAUGGGAAGUUCUUGCAGGCGGUGAUGGAAGCAGGGCCGCUCCUCCAGACACUUCUUCUGGCGGGGCCGCUCCCGCGGUGGCAGCAUCCGCCGCCGAAGCUCAACUCCGGCGACAUUCCGCCGGUCACGAUUUCGUCCCCGGCGGCGGCGGCGGCAAAAAUCUUGCACCACCAAGAUUCUUGCCGCCUCGUUAGCCCUAGUGGUGGAUUCACUAACAAGAGGGCCAUGGUCAACAUGGAUAAAGACUUGGAUUUUUCUCCAAUCUCCAAAUUUCAAAAAGUUUGUUCACCAAUUAAUUAGCUAAUAUAUAUAUUAAUAUAUAGCAAAAAAAAAAAAAAGAAAGAAAAAAGAAUAUCCAUCUUUUUCUUUCGUAAUAAACUAGGUAGUAUUUUUCAAGUUAGUGUUUGAAUCCUUUGAAGAGCUCAAAGAGAUCAUUACCAUGGACUUAAUGGUAAUUAAGGUAAAAGUAUUUUAGAAGUUUAAUUUGUACAUUUUAAUUAUGGUUUGUGUUAGAGAUUUUGAGGAUCUUUAACUAAUCGUAGGUCUCGUAGAUGCUGCAUCAGGUGAAAUAUACGGGAUAUAUACAGUAUAUAUCACCGUAUGUAGAUUUCACUUACACACAUUCACAAAUAUAUACAUGUCGGUGUGUGUAAAACGUGUACUGAAUAUAUACACGUGUAUGGUAGAACUACUCCAGAUUAGGUUUAUUAGGUAGAGAGUGAGAGAUUUGAAGUGGCCGGGCUCAAUGUAUCAGCCCCUUUUAGCUUUUGGUUUGGGAUGUAGACUUUGAAUCAUUUUUAUUUUAUUUUUAUUAAUUUUUUCCUACUUUAU
Erythranthe guttata (spotted monkey flower) is the source of this 1528-nucleotide messenger RNA. RefSeq lists its product as uncharacterized. NCBI's taxonomy places the organism in Eukaryota, Viridiplantae, Streptophyta, Magnoliopsida, Lamiales, Phrymaceae. The record is from RefSeq and is a predicted model, not a curated record.